AUGGCUUCUUUCAUGUUCACGCGGAUCCUCAUGAUAGUCAUGUGCACGGUGCUACUCGACAUGUACGUGAUGAACCUCCUGCGCGUGCUGAUCUUGAUGGAGACCCAGGGGGCGCUGGCAAACCUCAUGAAGGCGCAGUCGGAAGCCGACCAGGUGCGCAAGGACCAGAACGAGAUGUUCGUCCAGAGCAAGGCAGAUCUCGAGCAGGCUCCUCCUCCAUCGCUGCAGUAA
Molecule: messenger RNA, 231 nt
Organism: Prorocentrum cordatum
Lineage: Eukaryota; Dinophyceae; Prorocentrales; Prorocentraceae
Source: the annotation of a GenBank genome assembly